Gopherus flavomarginatus (Mexican gopher tortoise) is the source of this 6395-nucleotide messenger RNA. RefSeq names its product heat shock 70 kDa protein II-like. Lineage: Eukaryota; Metazoa; Chordata; Testudines; Testudinidae. Gene Ontology annotation, molecular function: ATP-dependent protein folding chaperone; heat shock protein binding; ATP hydrolysis activity. Gene Ontology annotation, cellular component: cytoplasm. The coding region runs from base 2348 to 4300 and encodes 650 amino acids. Gene Ontology annotation, biological process: cellular response to unfolded protein; protein refolding. The record is from RefSeq and is a predicted model, not a curated record. The transcript is spliced from 2 exons.
AGGAGGAGGUGGGGGUAGAUGGGGGGAAGUGGACUUGGGGGUAGAUGGGGGGACGAGAAGAGGAAGAGGGGAGCAGAUGAGGAAGGAGGAGGUGGGGGGUAGAUGAGGGGAAGUGGACUUGGGGGUAGAUGGGGGGACGAGAAGAGGAAGAGGGGAGCAGAUGAGGAAGGAGGAGGUGGGGGGAGGUGGACUUGGGGAUAAAUGUGAGGUAGGAGACACACAGGGUGGGGUUUGAAGUGCUACCAUAAUUCAGGCAGUACCACUGGAGUCGUGAUGGGGAGAGCUGUGUGAGAGGCAGUGUGGAUGGAGACCUGGGGGCAGAGGAGAGGAGGUUGAUGGGUGUAGUAGAUACAAAAAGGCGGAAGGAAAGUGGGUCUGAGAAAAAGAGAAGGGAGAAAGAGGCAGGAUUCUGCGUGUGAAAACCCCUGAGUCUUUGGCUUUCUUUGUGAUGGGAAUUCCAGCAAUUGAUGGCUGUCUGCCAGUGAUUUGAGCAUUGGCCUGCUAAACUCAGGGUUGUGAGAAUCCUUGAGGGGGCCAUUUAGGGAUCUGGGGCAAAAAUCUGUCUGGGGAUUGGUCCUGCUUUGAGCAGGGGGUAGGACUAGAUACCUCAUGAGGUCCCUUCUAGCCAGGGCCGGCUUUAGGCCUAUUCCACCAAUUCCCUGGAAUCGGGCCCUGCACCUAAGAGGGCCCCCCGCCCACUGAGAGUCCCUUCCCUGGCUAGUGUCACCUUUUUAAUGUUUACUCACCUGACGGCGCUUCGAGUCUUCAGUGGCACUUCGGCGGUGGGUCCUUCAUUGCCACUGAAGACCUGGAGCGAGUGAAGCACGUGCUGCUGAAGGCUCAAAGCACCACCCAAACCUGGUAGGCUUGUUUCAGAUCUCCCCAGGACGGCCAGCUUGCAGCAGUGGAUGGCUUGGACGUUGGAUGAAAGAACUGUUUGGUCCUUAUUGGAGCCAAAAUUGGUGAGUGGAUGGCUCAAAUGACAUAUGAAAAAUGGAACUGGAUUGGAGCCAAUAUCAACCUGAAAGUGAAAGGCUCUGUAAUUCAUUUCCCUCAAACGCUCACGAGCCAGCCAGCCUUCCUAAACAGGGGCCAGAUUGGAACUGGUAUUGUAUUCCCUGUAUUCCAUUCCAUAGAGUCUGUUUUUGGAAGUUUAUGACCAACAGCUUGGAGAGUAAAUAGUUUGGAGGUUCGGGGAGUACAAGUUGCCAAAGAAAACUUGAGUCGGCUUCCAUUCCCUUUCCAUUGUAGGGUUUUUCAAUAUCCCGUCAGUUGCUUCUGUAAGUUCUAUGAACAGAUAUUUCCAGUUUCUGACUCUCCUUGUGUCCAGUGCUCUGUGAAUAAUUAACUUGUUUUUUGCAAGUCUUAAAAAAUGUGUCCCAGAGAUCAUCAUCCAGUGCUAUAAUGCAGCCAUCUCUGGGCUGAGGCAUGGUAGCUGUUAACCACACAGCAAAGCUGCACAAAGAUCACUCACCCAGCAAAAGUGCAACUGCUUCUAGGGUGGGGCAUGGCAUGGUGUGCAACAGUUUAGUGCAAGGAGAAAACCCAAUCCAGUUGAAAUCUAGGGAGACAGAAGGGAGUUAGCUAGUUUGGGUUAGACACGUUAGCAAACUCCAUCAUCCUAAUAUUCUGACCUCCAGACUGGAAUGUGUUUGGUUCAAAAGAUGCCAUGGCAUUUCCCCCAAGAGUAUGAGCAUUAAAAUCCUAAGUCCAGACUUAGAAAAUUGACCAGUGAGGUGCCCAACUUGAGGAACCUUAAAGGGGCCUGGUUUUCAGAAAGUGCUGAGCCAUCUGCUUAUGAUAUGAUUCUUUGAUCUACACAUUCCAAUCUGGGGGCUAGUCUCAAUUUAUUUCUGGAUGUUUUCUGGAAGGCUGGUCUUGCUGUUAAGGCAUUAAGUUAGGAUUUAGGGACUUGAGCAACCCACUUUCCCACCUCAUCAUGAUCAUAUGGCAACCCCCAUGAUGGAAUGGUUAAGAUAAUCAAGAGAACACUCCAUGGAGAGUAAAGUGGACAUAGUUUCUGCUGUUAUUGGCUGAAGGCCUUCAACUGUAUUGUGACAUGUCUGUUGUGAGGUCAUCAAGGUGUAUGCAGGGGCUUCAGACUGCAUUGAUCAAGAGAGGCAGCAGGAGGAACAGCUGCCACUUCCAGCACAGCUGAGUGAGAGGGGACCCAGGGAAUGGGGUACCACCAGCCCUGUUGAGGAGAACCUGAUGCACUGAUGAGGUUACUUGCCCUGUUGAGGGAAACCUGAAUCAAAGAAGGGCUUACCAUCAGCUCUGCUGAGGGGAAUUUUAUGAGAGGUUACCAGCCUAUGAAGAGAAUCCCUCUCAGGCAGAGUGUAACAUCAUGGAGAAGAAUUCACCCAAGCCUGCUCUGAAACACCCAGCAAUUGGUAUUGACUUGGGCACCACUAAAUCCUGCGUGGGCCUCUUCCGAGAUGGCAAGGUGGAAAUAAUUGUCAGCAACCAGGGCAUCCGUACCACACCCAGCUGUGUGGCCUUCACUGAGACAGGGAGGUUGAUAGGGGAUGAGGCAAAGAACCAGGCAGCCCUCAACUCUCCUAACAUCAUAUUCAGUGCCAAGCGCUUGAUUGGCCGAACAUCUGAAGACCCUGUUGUGCAGGCAGAUGCGGAGUUCUGGCCCUUCCAGAUAGUGAAAGCUGAAGGAAAGCCCCAGGUGCAGGUGUCCUACAAGGGAAAGGAGAAGGUUUUCUACCCAGAGGAGAUUUCUGCUAUGGUGCUGGGUAAAUUGAAGGAGAUGGCUGAGGACUACCUGGGCCACCCCAUCACCCAUGCCAUUGUUACUGUGCCAGCCCACUUCAAUGACUCUCAGCGCCAGGCCACCAAAGACGCUGGGACGAUCGCUGGCCUCAGUGUGCUGAGGAUCCUCAGUGAGACUACAGCUGCUGCCCUGGCCUACAGCCUAGACAAUCCUAGCAAUGGAGGACACAACGUGCUUAUCUUUGACCUGGGUGGAGGAACCUUCAAUGUCUCCGUCCUCACCAUUGAUGGGGGUAUCCUCGAGGUGAAGGCUACCUCUGGGGACACCCAUCUGGGAGGGGAUGAUUUUGACAACUGCUUGGUGAGCUUCUUCAUAGACGAAUUCCUAAAGAAACAUCAGGAGAACAUCAGCAAGGACAGGAGGGCUGUGUGGAGGCUCAGGAGGGCUUGCGAGGCAGCCAAACGCACCCUGUCCUCCAACAUCAAAGCCAGUAUCGACUUGUACUGCCUGUACAAAGGGAUCAAUUUCCAUGCAGACAUCACCAGGGCCCAGUUCGAGGAGCUGUGUGCUGACCUCUUCCGAGGGACCCUGAAGCCCGUGGAGAGGGCGCUGCAGGAUGCAAAGCUGAGCCAGGCCCAGAUCCAUGAUGUUGUCCUGGUGGGCGCCUCCACCCGCAUCCCCAAGAUCCAGGAACUGCUGCAGGAUUUCUUUGGCGGCCGGCAGCUGAACAAAAGCCUCAACCCGGAUGAAGCUGUUGCCUAUGGGGCAGCAGUUCAAGCUGCCAUCCUGAUCGGAGAGAGGUCAGAGGUCGCGAGGGGCUUGCUUGCCCUGGAUGUGGUGUCCAUGUCUCUGGGGAUUGAGACGGACGCAGGGAAAAUGCACACCCUGAUCAGACGCAACACUGCCAUCCCCGCGGUGGUAACUCGGACCUUCACCACCUUUGAUGACCAUCAGCCUGACCUGCUCAUCCGUGCCUAUGAGGGGGAGAGAGCUACUGCCAAGGAGAACCACGUGCUUGGCCAUUUCCUUUUGAAGGGCAUUUCUCCCGCCCCCCGUGGCAUGGUCUUGGUGGAGGCGACCUUCUAUAUUAACGCAGAUGGUAUCCUGACUGUGUUUGCCCUGGACAAAGUCGCCGGCAAUGCCAAUCCCAUCACUGUGGAUGCCAACAAGGGGCGACUGAGCAGAGAGGAGAUACAGAAGUUAGCGGCAGAGGCUGAGAAAUACCGAGCUGAGGAUAGGGCACAGAAAUGGAAAUUGGCCACUAAGAACUACCUUCAGUCCUGCGCUUUCAGUAUGAAGCGGACCUCGGAAGAUAUCCUUAACUACUUCACCUUGCAGGCCAAGAAGAAGGUGAUGGAGAAAUGUCAGCUGGCCUUCUCCUGCCUGAGUCCAACUGGAUGGCUGAAGAGGAGGAGAUCAGGCCCUAUGAAAAUGGUCUCGGGGAACUCCCUCCCAGGACUUAAACGCCUCAGUAACAGCACCGCGGGCAUCAACAGAACAAAACCAAACAAGUUCGUGGUCACCACUUGCAGCUUGACUUUCCAGUUUACCCAAACUACCACUGUGAUCUACCCAUAGGAAGUCCUAGCAGGGACCAGGGACGCUAGGCUUGCUGGUUGCUGUUGAUUUACCUGGAUUUACCAUCUUAUAUAGCCAAUUCAUAAAUGGGAACUUUCCAUGAAUAACAGCCAUCGGCCUCAAUAAAUUCUGCCUCUCAUACAUGUCUGUACAGGUGCAUUUACUAAUUACUGGGCAAAUAGCACGCUCCAUGAAAUGUAUGCCACAGCUGUAUUCGGGCUGCGAUGUUUAAAGAAACCUAAGAGAGUUAGGUGCCAAAUCCCAUUGAACUUCACUGGGAGUUGGGCACUUAAUUUCCUUAAACUACUCCCAAAAUACUAGCCUUGGCAUCACAGUCUGCCAGUUGUAGAGGGACUUUUGAACAGGUUUGUGUGUUUAAUGUAGAACCUAUAGAAAAUGUCUCCUUUCCAAGGAUAACCUAGAAAUGUCCAAAUUUUAGGGAGAGAUUCUAGUCUGUUAUGCUAGGGUAAAUCUGAAGUGACUCCAUUGAACCUAGCAGAGUAAGGAGCAGAUUCUGAUCUCAGUUACACUGGGGUAAAUCUGAAGUGACUCCAUUGAACCUAGCAGAGUAAGGAGCAGAUUCUGAUCUCAGUUACACUGGGGUAAAUCUGAAGUGACUCCAUUGAACCUAGCAGAGUAAAGAGCAGAUUCUGAUCUCAGUUACACUGGGGUAAAUCUGGAGUAAACUCCAGUUAAGUCAAAAUAGUCACAAUGAAGAUUGUGAUCUGCUGUCCAGAUGUAAAUCUCUAUCGGCUCUGGAGAUACGUAUCUUUUCAGAUAUAUCCCUUCUUACUUGUCUCUUCUGUAAUCUAAACAGCCUGUGUCAUUUAUAAACUGAUUGAGUCUGUCCAUGCCUCCAAAACAAUUCCUUAGCUACUUGCCUUUGGAUCUCUUCAGUUUCUUCUAUAAUAUGCCAAAAUUACUAGAUCCCGGGAAAAUAUUUGCUAAUAAAAAGAAAAAAAAAUCCACAAAACUUGUCAACUCACCCGUGUGCUCUGUGACAAAUAUAAAACUCAUACGUUCAAAGAAGGGUCAAGAUCCUCUAAAAGCCAAAAUUGUUUUUUAGUGACUGCAGUCCAGGGAAUAAAAGAUCUGGAAAUCUGGGUUCCCAACAUACUUUGCAAAUUCAGCCUGCACUCUGCAUUAUUCUUGCAGAGCUUUCAUUGCUCUCUGUAGAACAUGACUUCAAGCUAUCUUCUUGCUGUGAGUGAGGGAAGAGCUCAGUUCAGAAUCAUCACAGCAAAUGGUAAAAUAACCUAAAGCAGUCUAAGAGCGAGUGAAACAAGACAAGGAAAUGCUGUGCUGCCCUCUGCUGAGUGGAAUCCUAACACCUAAAGAAGAUCCAUCUCUCAAGUGGUGAAGGCCUGUUCUUUAAAGGAGGAAGAUGGGCUGAGGAAUGACCCUGGUGUCGUCAGCUCUAAAUGACAGCCCUCUACUGCUUGAGCUACAUGACCAUUCUUAUAGCUGGUAAAAAUAGAAGGUCAUAUAGGCCUUGUCAGUGCACAAGUUGUACUAUACCCAUGCAGUUAAAAUGAUAUAAUCCCUGCUCACCUCCAGUGUGGAUGCAGUUAUACCAGCUUAAAGGUGUCAUACUAAUAAGAGUUUAUUCCUGUUCUGGAAGAGGAAUACUGUUCUGGUAGAAGUACACUUAUGCCUGCUUCUACAGUAGAGGUUGUACUGAUAGAACGAUCAGUUAAAAAACAUACCUCUAACCAGCUAAAUACAAAAAUUGUUUAGACCAGGCCUUAGUCUCUCUCUGGGGCCAUUUGAUCUGGUGUCCAGGAGGACACAGGACAGGUUAUGGACUAACGCAGAGAUGAGAGCUAGUUCAGGGUUCUUGAUGGAGACAAGGGGCUGGGAUACUUCCAUCCAGAGAUUAACGCCAGAAGAAAGGCAGGUCUUUCUCCAUGAAGAAGAGGAAAGGAGUCAGCUGUCACAGUUCCUGAGAUAACCUGCACCUGUGACUGGAACAGAGCAGAUAACUGAUUUUUUUAGUUUGGGAUUUGAACCAAAAAAUCCAGGUGAAGGGGAAAAAAAAAUUGGUUUGCUUUGAACCUUUUUCAUUUAGGGUGUUUUUCACCCUUUUUAAAAAUUU